Molecule: messenger RNA, 321 nt
Organism: Linum trigynum
Lineage: Eukaryota; Viridiplantae; Streptophyta; Magnoliopsida; Malpighiales; Linaceae
Source: the annotation of a GenBank genome assembly
AUGUCGACCACCGGCCGAUUCCGCUCCAACGCCACUUCUAUGCUUCGCCUUAGUAGGGAAGCCUUGCGGAGAUUAGAGAUACUCACGACCGAGAUUCAUGUUCGUCGCGAGUCUCGCCGUCAACGAUUUCGUCCGUCCGGCGAUUCCUCAGAGCAUACAUCAAAUCCCAGCGAUCGAGAUGAAUCAUCACCGCCCAUCGAUCUGAAACUCGUAGCCUACCUCGAAGUGUUUUCGACAAGCGGGAUGUGCGUGUCGUCUUUCAAGUUCCCUAUCGACGACAGCGUUGGUGGAAUCGUUCAUCGGAAGAGCGGCGGUUCAUAA